AUGGACAAAAGUGCCAAAAGCCACAAGCUUUCAAGCCCGAAGCGGCGCCUGCUCAAGAAAACGAAGUUGGCUGAGAAGAAGGACAAGAAGGAGAAGAAGCAGAAGCCAGCCGUCUCGGAGACUGCGGUUGUGGCAAAGAGUGAGUGCAGUGAGACGCCGGCGACGCCGGUGAACCAGAUCCGCUCCAGUUCCUCGCCGACGACAUCGCAGAAGGAGCAUAUCGCGGCCCUCAUGGAAGUGAAGAAAGCAGCCGCAGCCGAAGGCCUCACUGUGGAGCAGUACCUGGCCAGGGAGUCGGCGGAGAACUUGGACGACAGGUUUGCUGCUGAGGCCGCGCAGAAGGCCGGUCUUCCGACACACGUUAGCGUCAGAUGUGCUCGUGUGCAGGACGAAGAUGGCUCCGACGAGGAGUCCUCAGCCGCGGCUUCUCAGGAGGAGUCGGCCGAAGGCUCGGAGGAGCCUCCGGAGUCUUCCGUCCCGCCUUCCGAAAGCGGAGAUGGACACUGCAGCGAGGCUGCAGAGGACGACAGCGAGGAUGACGCAUCCUUGGAGACGAGCGCCGAGUCCGACUUGUCCUCGUCGGAGGAGAAGCCGGCCAAGAAGCAGAAGACCGAGAAGCCGGAGAAGCACCCGAAGACCGAGAAGCCAGAGAAGCACGAAAAGAAGAACGAGAAGCCCAGCAAGGAGACGAAGGACAGCCGCCAGAAGCCCGAGAAGACCGAGAAGCCCGAGAAGACCGAGAAGCCGGAGAGACCCAGUGCCCUGUCGAGCCGCCACAAAGACAAGAAAGAGAAGAAGGAGAAGAAGGACAAGAGGGUGUCCGUCAACGAGACAGCGAUCGUGGCUGCCGAGAAGCUGACGCCCAGCUCUGCGGAUGCGAUCGGCAAGGCCAUGGCUUGUGCCGGGGAGACGACAGUGCAGGGUGCUGCUGACUUCUCAGCUGCCAACAGUACGACACAUAAGAAUCAGUGGGACCAAUUCAGCAGACAAUGUUUGGAUAAGCGCAAGAAGGCAAAGACCCUCAUCGACAGAUUGCUGAAGAAGAAGAUGUACGAGGAAGACGAAGACUUUCCCGGGGAUGAGGACGAGGACUUCUUUUAUGUGAGCGGCGGUUCGAAGGUGAGGCGCGAGGCGAGGACCUCCGAGUCUCUGGGCUUGAAGGUGAAGGACAGUGCCCCCGAUCGUGGCCUGGUGGACGCCUUGACCGCCGACGGCGGCAUGCUGUCAUCCGGGGCCCUUCCGAGCAUUGAGGGCAUGAAUGAGGAGGGAUCAAAGAACCUCCUCAACGCCAUGGUCAAGGAGGGUGUGGUCAAGCCGAAGCCGGUGAAGGCCAAGCCGGAGGAGGAUGCGGAGAAGGUGGCUCCUAAGGAGCCAUGGGAGCUCUGCCAGGAGCGCAUGGAUCAGAUCCUGAACGAGAGUGGUGCUUCGAGGAAGUACGCGAUAAGCUUGGCCCACAUCGAAUACAGCGGGGACCUGGCUUCCGACUUGCAGAAGCAUUCCACGAAAUUGGAAGGCAUCUACUCCAAAACUCCAAGGCCUCAAAAAGGCCAAGGUGCAGAAAAACUCCAAGUACACCAAGUUCUACGAAAUCAUCGAUGCGAUGCACGCAUGGUAUGA
Molecule: messenger RNA, 1617 nt
Organism: Symbiodinium sp. CCMP2592
Lineage: Eukaryota; Dinophyceae; Suessiales; Symbiodiniaceae
Source: the annotation of a GenBank genome assembly